AUUAUUUUUUAGGAGUUUGGCAACGCCGCGACGAAUACAACCUUUGGACCCCCAACCCUCCCCUUGCAUUUUAGACAAUCUCUGUCUGUGACUGCUUGAGAGAAAAUGGCUCGUGUUUUGGUUGGAGUAAAGCGUGUGAUCGACUAUGCCGUCAAGGUGCGCGUCAAGCCCGAGAAGAAUGGCGUUGUCACACAAGGCGUCAAGCACUCGAUGAAUCCCUUCGACGAGAUCGCCGUCGAGGAAGCUGUCAAGCUGAAGGAGAAGAAGCUGGCUGGCGAGAUUGUCGCCGUCUCCGUGGGUCCCACGCAAUCCCAGGAGGUUAUCCGCACAGCUUUGGCCAUGGGUGCGGAUCGCGGCAUCCAUGUGGAGGUCCCAGCAGCAGAGUACGAGCUGCUGCAGCCAGUGCACGUGUCCAAGAUUCUCGCCAAGCUGGCGCUGGAAGAGAAAGCGGAUCUGGUGAUUCUCGGCAAGCAGGCCAUCGAUGAUGAUGCCAACCAGACGGCUCAAAUGACAGCCGCUGUUCUCGACUGGCCCCAGGCCACGUUCUGCAACAAGGUGGAGAAGACGGACGCAGGCUUGACGAUUGUGCGCGAAAUCGACGGUGGUCUGGAGACCAUUAAGACUAAGACGCCGGCUGUGCUGAGCGCUGACUUGCGGCUGAAUACGCCACGUUACGCAACUUUGCCCAACAUCAUGAAGGCCAAGAAGAAGCCUCUGAAGAAGGUGACACCCAAGGAUUUGGGCGUCGAUACCACGCCACGCAUUGAGGUCAUCUCCGUGGAAGAUCCGCCAGUGCGUCAAGCUGGCGCCGUUGUUGCCGAUGUAGAUGCUUUGGUGGCCAAGCUGAAGGAAGGCGGCCACGUCUAAGAUGCAAAAUUUUGAAGUCGUUGCACUUGGACACUCCAAAUAAACUGCCUGCCUGCCUCCCUCUGCUCCAUAUGGUGUGAUCCACAGUCGGAGCCAAAGGUCAAAUGCUCAAUUUUGGUAGAAACUUUUGUUUGUUCAAUUCUCUUAAACUAAGUGUGGAGUAAAUACAAGAUUAUGUGAUUGGGAAAUGCGGUUUAUAAAGCCUAAAGGAUAGAUAGAACGAUAGAUUCGGAUAUUUAUAUAGAAUAUACUAGCUUGAUUGAAUUUAUAAAGGUAAAAGAUCAAAAUUUGUGGUAGAAAUAUUUAUUUGUAAUUUCAUUCUUGGAUAUGCCAUUUAUAAAAAAUAUAUAAAUAGAUGCUUAAAGAUUAUGAACGAUAGACAUGGACAUAGAAAUUACAACUAUUUGUAAUAUAUUUGCUAAUAUAGUAUAUAAUAUAUCUUGAUUCAGUGGGAGAUAAAGGUAAAUGCUCAAUUUGCUUGGUAAAAACUUUUAUUUGUAAUUUGUCCUUACACUAUAUAGAGUAAAUAUGAGGAUUAUGUUGCAAAUGCAGGUUAUAAAAAAUAGUGUGUAAGUAGAACAGAUUAAAACAUUAC
This is a messenger RNA of Drosophila nasuta, 1462 nucleotides long. RefSeq names its product Electron transfer flavoprotein beta subunit (gene Etfb). Gene Ontology annotation, molecular function: electron transfer activity. Gene Ontology annotation, biological process: fatty acid beta-oxidation using acyl-CoA dehydrogenase; amino acid catabolic process. The transcript is spliced from 4 exons. Lineage: Eukaryota; Metazoa; Arthropoda; Insecta; Diptera; Drosophilidae. Gene Ontology annotation, cellular component: mitochondrion. Bases 106 to 867 code for a protein of 253 amino acids. The record is from RefSeq and is a predicted model, not a curated record.